AUGGGUGAAUUUCAAACGUCGUUGUUUAAUCACGUGCUACAGAGGUCUUACAUUACUGAUGCCGCGUCCAAGGAAAAGAGAUAUGGAGCUGUGGUCGUCGGCGCUGGGCCAGCUGGACUUGCUGUCGUGGGUAAUCUUUUGGAACAAAAGAAAGGUCCAAUUCUGUGGAUUGCAGAUGUUAAGAAAUUUGGGGGUGGCAGAUUACAUCGGAUGUAUCGGGCUGUGCCUUCGAAUACAAAAGUCAAAUUUUUCUCUAUGUUCGCAGAGGCUUUAGAACCUUUCCAACAAGUUAUAAAGGAAACUGCUACUCCUAAUGCUUACAGCCGUUUGAAAGAUCUUGAUCAGGAAAAGACCUGCCAUAUUGCUGAAGCUGCUGACUUAGGGUUGAUGUUAGCAACCGGGCUUAAUGAGUCUAAAGGUGCCAACGGCUGGAAUGUCGAAUUCGGUCGUUUUGAAAAUCCAAGUCGUUCAGCAUCCUCGGAUCUCCUCUUUUUGUGUACCGGAUCUCACCCCACAGAGACCAACCUCCAACUUAAGCAGGGGGUGCCUCAGCCACAAUAUCUUGGUCUUGAUUGCUGUUUGAAACCUGAUAAGUUGUUAUAUACAUUGCGUCGUCAUUUUAAAGCGAUGUCAGACUCGACUAAAAUCACCACUAUCGCCGUCAUUGGUGCGUCUCACAGUGCGAUUCUCGUACUACGAAACCUCUAUGAAGCUGCGGAUUUGCUCAAAGAAAAAGAUGGUCAGAUUCGCAUUAAAUGGCUCACUCGCCAUGAGCUUCGAUAUGCUGAGGAGCGUGAUGGAUGGAUCAAGCGUGACAACACGGGCCUCAAGGGUGAAGUAGCCACAUGGGCAAAGGAGAAUCUCGAAGCCGACACCUUGCCCACAUCUGAUGUUUCUAAAUACCUCGAGAAAGUGAAGACCUCGCCCGAAACAGAGACGGAAGACUACGAGAAACAUUUACCGGAGUGUCAAUAUGUGGUGCAGGCUAUUGGGUUCACGAAGAACCCACUUCCACCGAUUGAGAGAAAUGGGAAGCCAUUGGAAAUUACCUAUAACCACGAGACAUCGGAAUUUGUCGAUGCCGAGGAAAAGACGAUUACAGGAUUGUAUGGUGCUGGAAUUGCGUUCCCGGAGAAAGUCGUGGAUCCAGAGGGCACAACCGAGUACGCGGUUGGGUUGUGGAAGUUCAUGAAGUAUUUGAAGAGGGUUGCCCCAACAUGGACUGCAUGA
Molecule: messenger RNA, 1230 nt
Organism: Sclerotinia sclerotiorum 1980 UF-70
Lineage: Eukaryota; Fungi; Ascomycota; Leotiomycetes; Helotiales; Sclerotiniaceae
Exons: 3
Coding region: 1-1230 (409 amino acids)
Source: RefSeq, a predicted model, not a curated record